Molecule: messenger RNA, 6507 nt
Organism: Pseudophryne corroboree (corroboree frog)
Lineage: Eukaryota; Metazoa; Chordata; Amphibia; Anura; Myobatrachidae
Gene: SAMD10
Product: sterile alpha motif domain containing 10
Exons: 6
Coding region: 617-1237 (206 amino acids)
Biological process (GO): cell surface receptor protein tyrosine kinase signaling pathway
Cellular component (GO): cytoplasmic side of plasma membrane
Molecular function (GO): protein binding
Source: RefSeq, a predicted model, not a curated record
CAGACACCCUUCGUCAUUCAUCAAGAGAUAGCACAACAUCAUGUCAGGGAACAGCACACCCCAUCAGAAGGCAAGACACUUUUAUGUCAGGAGACAGCAGUUAUGACAAACAGAUAGCAGCACAUUCUAUGAAAGGACAGCUCAUCUUGACAAUAGAAUCCUGAUGACAAACAGAGAACGCUGACAUCACGAGAGGAAAACAUGUCAGUGGUAUAAACAUGUCACCCACACAGAACAUGUCUUUACAAAAUAUCUCACACAAAAGAUAACAAAACAACAACAACAAAGUACCAGAGACCCAGAGGAGAAUGUGACAGAGUGCUGCUGAGCAUGUAGGCAAAGUACAGUCUGCAGAGCAUUUCGCCCAGAUGCAGAGCAGUUCGUGCAGAAGACAGAACAUCUCACCCAGGCGCAGCUGAGUAUCUGUGGGAAGAAGGGAGUCAGAUUCAGCACCAGCCGGAGUGACCCUACUACCCUACACAGAGCUGCGUGUGAGUGCUCCCUCCCUCCUUCCUCCCCUAGUCUGUCCUCUGUGUUGCUGCUGCUACUGCUGGAGGAGGGAGGCAGCGCCGGAGCCUUGUGCUGCUGCUUGCUGUCUGUCUGACCCGGACGCCCGAUGUUCACUGACCUUCGAGCUCGGAUCGGAGAGAGGGACCCUGGUGGGAGUGAGGACUACAGCACGGAGAGGGUCAGCAUGGAGGCUGCCACUCACUAUAGACUUUGUCGAAACCUCCUGGAGCACACUGUGUCGGCCGAGAACCUGAAUCAUCGCUUUCGCCGUGAGAUUGGCAACAGCCUGACGUGGCACGAUGGGCGGGGUCACAGAGCAACUGGAGGCAGGGUCAUCAAACUUCUUAAACAGCCUGGAACAGAAGUAUCACAGGUCCGACCAAGUGAUCAAUACGGUAUUUAUCACACCAGUCCAUCCUUCAGCUGCCUCACUAAACCUGUAGUCCUGUGGACCCAGCAAGAUGUGUGCAAAUGGCUGAAGAAACAUUGUCCACACAACUAUCUCACUUAUGUUGAGGCCUUCUCCCACCAUGCCAUAACAGGCCGAGCUCUACUGAGACUUAAUGCAGAGAAGUUGCAGCGUAUGGGUAUCACCCAUGAGUCUCAGCGGCAGGAAGUUCUACAACAGGUUCUACAGCUGCAGGUGCGAGAGGAGGUCCGUAAUCUGCAGUUGCUCAGUCAAGGUGGACUAGCAGAAAUUACCGGGGGCUCUUCUUCAUUCCCCUGAGGCUUUGGGAACAGAGCUUCAUUCGGAAACUUCUCAUAGAAAGGAAUUCUCCGGACACUGUGACUGUCAUAAGGCACAAAGGUUACUUCCUGGUGCCGGAGUGGUUAGGAAUAACGCUGGGAUAGACUGAUAAACACCUCAACUCCCGUUACCUCCUCUUUUGGAAUCCUGGGGUUCUGUUUCGGUAAAUAAAUUGGAUCAUAUGCCGGGUGUAAGAACAAAGAAGAAGUGAGCAUCUUCUCUGGAGACUUCCUUGGCUGUAAAACAUAACUGAACUCUAACCCUAGAACCAAACCCCCGAAUACUGUAGUCCCAUUUUCACAGAGCAGUCCUGUUUUUAACUGUGGGCAAGGGGUGUGGCCUUCUGGCUAAUGGUGUAGCCAUAAGUGAUUGUGGAGGGGCCAGGGCUGAUUGUUGGAUGUGGCAUAAUAUUUCUGAUUUUUAUUAGCCAGGAUUAGUGGGAAGAAUGUAAAAAAGUUACAAAAGACUUCCUAGAAAAGGAAUAUAACUUUCUCUGUCAUCUCGGCUUGCAAAGCCACGUGGCUUUUGGCGCUCCAUAAUUUUAAAGUUCAAGUGCAUCAACAUAUUAGCAGUUUUUUUAUCACUGUAUUGCUAUUUGGACGGUAUCCGGACUCCAGGUCGACAGCACAAAGGUCGACACACCUUAGGUCGACGCCAAUUGGUUGACACACCUUAGGUCGACAUGGACAAAAGGUCGACAUGGACAGAAGGUCGACAGGAACAAUGUCGACAUGAGUUUUUCACGAUUUUUUUCUUUUUUUUUGAACCUUUUCAUACUUAACGAUCCAUGUGGACUACGAUUGGAAUGGUAAAGUGUGCCGAGCGAAGCGAAGGCACCAUGCCCGAAGCAUGGCGAGCGAAGCGAGCCAUGCGAGGGGACGCGGUGCACUAAUUGGGGUUCCCGGUCACUCUACGAAGAAAACGACACCAAAAAAACAUAAAAAACUCAUGUCGACCUUUUUCCAUGUCGACCUUGUUCCUGUCGACCUUUUGUCCAUGUCGACCUUUUGUCCAUGUCGACCUAAGGUGUGUCGACCAAUUGGCGUCGACAUUUGUGCUGUCGACCCUCAGUCCCAGACCCAUUUGGACAGCUGAAUCCAGUUAGCAAUCAGAACACAAGAGGUGUUAGUGCAAUUGAAUUCCAUACUUCUCUUUCUCCUUCUGGAAAAUCAAUGUCUAUACAGAUUCCACAGCUCCACGUUUCUGUCUGUUAGUUUGGAGAGGGGGUGUAACAAUGUUAUACCUGGGUAGGAUUCUCCUAUAGCAAUAAUUAUUAGUAUGAAAAGGGAAGUAUAAUGAGGAGGGAAGAAUCGUGUAUAAUUGUAUACAGGGAUGGUCUUAAUUUUUUUUUUAGUACUACAUGGGCCAAGCACUAGGAAGCUCAUAAAAACCAAAAAAACAACUUCCUUCCAAACUUGAUGUCCACAUUUGCCAUCUUGCUUGUGCUCAACUAAGUUAGGGUCAUUUGAGAACCCCCAGAUGAACACAUACCCUUUUAUGUUUACAAGCGUACUUACCUGUCCACUUUUUCCAGAUGCAUGCCUAGAGGCAGAACUACAACCACUGCAAGGGGCGAGGUUGCGACAGGAGUACUUGGUUGCCCCCCCGUUUCCUCCCGUCCAAGAUCCCUGGUCCCUGCCCUGCUCUCAAAUUUUGCAGUGGGGAACGGUCUGCACCUGUUAGUUUUGCAGGCUAUAUGGCGGAAAGCAGGAUGAACUCUCGACCAGCUUAGGGCCAUAGCCUUUAUUUAUUUACAGUUUCCCUUAUUUCUUCUAAAAUACUGCUUAGUUUAGUGUCAUGUAGGUCUUAAAUGUGAGUGCCAAAUGUUUAAACCCAUGCACAUGCUGCCAUCUUAAUCCAUAGUAUCAUGUGUUUAACCAUAAAAUAAGAGGCAUUUGCACAGAAGUAGGUAUCUGACGUCACAAAAGAAGAUUUACACUGUAACCUUGAUCUGUUUGGCUUGAUCUUGGACGAAUUACAAGCCACUGGAUUUAUUAAAGCAGAACUGGUGAAAAAAAACAAAACUAAAAGCAAAUGCCAGAAUAAUGAGAGACAGCGCCUGACUGGAGGAUGGAGCCAAUGCUACUUAGCACAUUGGCUCAGGGAUCUGUAGAUGUGUCCACCCCGUACCCCCCCCCACACACACACACACACACACACAGAAAACAACCGUGAAUGGUGUCCGUUUCCCAUGAACUGUAUGUAAUUUAGGGGCUUUAAGUCACUGCACAUUUCAGUUUUAAUCCUUCAAGCUGGAAUCCAGCAGUUUAGAGUGUAAAAUCGCUGGAUGGCAUUUGAUAAAUGUACCCAUUACUAGGUAACUGGCAGUGCUAGGUCACCAAAUACUGUAUUGUAUUUAAUAUUUUCCAGUUAAUGCAGCGUUGUAUCUUAUUACAGAUCUCAUCUGAUAGAAAAUCUCAACAAUGCCCAUUUUAAUUACUGUAAUGUGUUCUAAGAUAUUAAUGGGGCUGAUUCGGAGUCACAUAAGACAGCUGUAGGCAGCCGCAGAAGCCUGGUUUACUACCUUGUGCUAGUAAACCAAGCUUCUGGUUUACUAGCCCAAACCCAUUUCCGCGACAUGCCCACACCCAUUUCCGUGACAUGACAUCAUCACGUACACCUCAACUAGUUGGUGAUGAAUUUUAGCUGCUGAUGUGCCCUUUAGAUGCAGAAAUCUGAUCACACUAUGCACCUCAGUUUGUGACCAUGUGUCCGCCAGCCCCGCCAUAUUGCAACUAAUGUUGGACAGUAUGACUGAUAUGAGGCGCAGUCUAAUGGCCGUGAGGGGAAGCAGUGGUCUACCUACUCUAGCCUGACGGGAAAUUAGACUGAAACAAAGACCAUUACACAUGUGAGAGGUCUUGUUACCUUAUUGAGCCACCCCCGUAUCUGCACGUUAUGCUUCCCUUCCCCAUACAACUCAGAAUUGCAGUUUUUGAUACACACCCACACAUUCCCAUGACACUCCCACACAUCAGGGUGAUUAUGUGUGCUUGCUAUGUUGCCGCCCAAUUGCCAUAAUGUUACACCAAUUUCAAGGAAAGACAAAACCGUCCGAGUUCUGUACGACUCUAAACUGCAUUUGCGCAAAAAACUUAUCGCUUGAACAGAGAGCUGUCCAACUCCGAGUCAGCCUCUAAAGCUCAGGUACAAUAGCCAAACCUACAGCACAUGUUCUGCUUUUGUGCAAAUGCGCCCGAUUUUGACAGGUAAGCCCAUGGAUUUGCAGAGCAAUAUGUCGGAGUGUGUGGGAUGUCAGAGUAUGCACUGUUGCCCAGAUUUUUCACACAUGCUUGUUUUGGAUGGACAAUAUUAGAUUAAGGAAGGGGCUUCAUUCUUUUUUCACUACAAAAGGAAUUAAUAAUUCCAUUUACAUCUGUGAUGCCAGAUAUCUGGUCAGCAGUGUAGUAUGCAUAUGCACCUUCCUUUUGCAUCUUUGUGGAAAAUUACAUAUAGGCACACUUUGACCAAUUUAAUCAAAUCAUUCAGACACACAAAAGUGCCAAAUUUAAUAAGGAUAACACGUCACUAUCAUGAUUAAUAAAAAAAAAAAAAAUGAGCAGAAAAAUAUAGCUGUAAUGUGAAAUAUACUGCUCCUACUAAUAGGUGCUCCUGUGUAUAUAAUCAGUGCGAGUCCGUAUGUAUGACCACCUUAUUAUGUAGCUUACACAGAAUGUGAAAUCAUACAUGACAAUUACAGAUUGUGUAUAUAUAUAUAUAUAUAUAUAUAUAUAUAUAUAUAUACAUUUACACAAUCGGUGGCCACUUUAUUAGGUACCCCUUUCCAUUACUGAGUAGGAUCCCCCUUUUUCCUCCUAUGAUUAAAAAAAUAGCUUCUUGACAUUUUUCAAACACAGCCUGUAACAUGGCAGUUAGGAGCUGAUUGGCUGGGACUUUUGGGGGUAUUCAAUUGCCGGCAAAGGGUGCGCAUUGCCGUUGCCGCAGCAUUUGAACGGCAGCGACAGCACCCCGUCUUGCACACUUUACCAGGCCGAUAUGCACUCCGAUUCACACAAAAGUGUUCGCUACCCUAUGGGAUAACGAACACUUGUGUGAGAUCCUGCUGCCGCACAGAUUCAGCCGGGCAAACAAUUCACCGGCCGUUGAAUUCCUCCAUAAAUUUCUGUCCACGGCUUAGUACAUAGACCUCCCGUGGUACCUUAGCCUGUUGGAAGUUGCCAUUAGAGAAGUUGGGUAGACUAGGAAUAUAAAGGAUCAGCAACAUGUAGGCUGUGGUAUUUAUAUGAUGCCCAAAUGCUAUUAUGGAGCCUAAUGUAUGUCAAGAAAGCAUCCACCAUACCAUUAAACCACUACCAGAAGCCUGAACCAUUGACACAAGGCAGCAUGUUGUCUUGUCAGCUUGAACCAGUUUGCCCAUUCUCUUUUGAUAUCUCUCAGUAGGAACUUUCACCCACAGAUCACCCACAGUGUUGUUUGUGCACCAGUCUCUGUAAACUAGACUGUGGUGUAUGAAAAUCCCAAGAGAUCAGCACAACCAUCCUGAAUGGCCCCAACAAUCAUUUAACCAGUCAGAGUCACUUAAAUCCCAUUUUCUCCCACUUGUGGUUGUAUUGAGUAACAAUUGAACCUCUUAAACAUGUCUGCAUCAUUUUCUGUAUGGAGUCACCACCACGUGAUUUGCUGAUUAGAUAUUUGCAUAAUUGUGUACCUAAUAAAGUGGCCAGUGUGUGUGUGUGUGUGUGUAGAGACUAGAGAGAGAGUGUGUAAGAUUUACUGUAAAUAACUGUGCCAUAUACAAUAUUUAUUCCUGGGGAAGUAGCCUAUAAAGUUGUGAUCCAUGAUGAUUCUAUUGGGGCUGUAUUAUAUAAUACUAUAGAUAAUUAUACUAGUCUCUUAUAGCUGUAUCCUAAUGUUUUAGACUGUACAUAGGAACAUACUGUGCAUACAUCCAAGCCACCCGGAGAAGUCUUCCUAUUGCCCACAUAAUUGUAAUUGAUAAUGACGCCUGAAUGUCUCUGUAGUUAGAAGCCACAAAUUUCCCUCUCUGAGCUUAGUAGACAAUACCAUUAUUUUACUGUUAAUGGGGAAAAUCAUACUUUUAACGUGGGCAGGCUUCCUAUCACUGUGAUAUUAUUCCCUGCACUACAAGUUAAAGUGCCUCCACUGGCCAGGGUGGCGUUUACAAAAUGUGAAUGUUGGCUGGUUAUAUGAGGUCUUCUCUUCAUCUUUGGAGUUCUUCCUUUUUUAUACAAUUUUCAGAAUAAACAUUCAUUAAUAAUCUUGAGGCU